Molecule: messenger RNA, 2667 nt
Organism: Cyclocybe aegerita
Lineage: Eukaryota; Fungi; Basidiomycota; Agaricomycetes; Agaricales; Hemipholiotaceae
Source: the annotation of a GenBank genome assembly
AUGUGGUUCAUGGAGGAGACUCUUGAUGCCCUUGAUGAGGAUCCAACUGACUCAUUAGAGCAGGAGGACAUUCCUUCAGCUCCAGUAGAUCCAUGGGAGGAGUAUGACCCUUCAAAUGCGCCAGACCCGCGAUUUCUACCUUUUACCUCAGAGCUUGAUUGGAGGAUUGCGCAGUGGGCUGUUCGGGACGGCCCAGGCAACAAUGCCUUUGACAGGUUGCUAGCUAUUCCCGGGGUUGUCAACAAGCUAGGACUUUCAUAUCGCAACAUCUGCGCGCUACAUAAGAAACUAGAUUCUAUGCCUGAUAAGGCUGGCAAGUGGCAAACCAAGCAUCUACGAUUUAAGGAUAGGCCUGACGAAACCUUUACCAUCCGUCAUCGAGAUCCUGUAGAAGCAAUCAAGAGCCUUUGGAAGGACCCAGAGCUGUUGCCAGAAAUGAUCUUUCAACCAUGCAAGACAUAUACCGACGACACUCGAGAGGAUCGAAUAUUUUCUGAAAUGUGGACUGGCCGUUGGUGGAAUGCGGUGCAGAGCAAGCUACCUGAGGGGGGGACGCUGGCACCCGUUAUCGUCUCAACUGAUAAAACUCAACUCACUCAAUUUACGGGAGGAAAGUCUGCCUAUCCUGUCUAUCUUACAAUCGGCAACAUACCAAAAGCUACAAGACGAAAACCUUCAAAGCAUGCUUGUGUGCUUAUUGCAUACCUCUCUGUCGACAAGCUUGACUGCACAAGACUUUCAGAACAAGACCAUCGCUCAAAGGUCCAGCGCAUCUUCCACGAAUCCAUGCGAAUCGUUCUUGAACCUCUUAUCAAUGCUGGUCAGACAGGCGUCCUCAUGGAUAGCUCAAAUGGGGACACUCGAAGGGUCUUCCCCAUUCUUUCCUGUUACGUGGUGGAUUACCCUGAGCAGUGCCUUGUCACCUGCUCAAAAUACAGCACCUGCUGCAAGUGCAAGGCAAAAGCGACGGAGCUCCAGGACCCAGAACCAGCAGAAGCACGUACCCCAGCAUGGACAAAGUCUGUUAUGGAAGAAGCCAAGUCCCAAGCUGGAGGGAAUCCACGAGCCUUUCACACACAUUGCAUGGCCUCGGACGUUGCUGGAGGGGUUUUCCGACCCUUCUGGGAUGGUUUCCCCCUUUGCAAUAUCAAUCGCGCCAUUACUCCUGAUGUUCUACACCAGCUCUACCAGGGUGUCUUCAAGCAUCUCGUCUCUUGGUGCCAACUUAUCCUUCCUAAGGGCGAGCUCGACAGACGCAUUCGCUGCCUUCCUCCCUCAUUUGGGGUCCGCCAUUUCAAAAACGGAAUAUCUGCUUUAUCUCAGAUCUCUGGCUCAGAACGCAAGAAUAUGGCGAAGAUUCUACUAGCUUGUCUUGUUGGUAGUAUCCCUUCAGCUGCGACCAAGGCCAUCACAGCUCUUCUUGACUUCAUAUACAUUGCUCAGUACCCGACACACAACAACUCCACUUUAGAAUACCUGCAAAACGCCAUCGAAGAAUUUCAUGAACAUCGCGACUAUUUCAUUCAACUAGGCCUUCGAAAAGAUUUCAACAUUCCUAAGUUCCACUCUCUUCUUCACUACAUAGACGCUAUCAAGGAUUUCGGAACAACAGACAACUACAACACUGAAAUGUUUGAAAGGCUCCACAUCGAUUUUGCAAAGCAUGGCUGGCAGGCGACCAAUCUUCGUGAUGAAUUUCCCCAGAUGAUUCGCUGGCUCACCCGUCAGGAGAAAGUUGCUGGUUUUGAAUCUCUGCUUAAAUCUGCUGGAACUCCUAUUGCACCUGUCAAACCACGCAACCAACGCACAAAAACAAUUGCAAAAUAUCCAAACUUUCCUGGUCGUUCUUUGUCAGACGUUCAACAGAAACAUCAUGCACCCUCCUUUGACCACCACCUCAGGAUUUAUCUGAACGCAAAAUCCCCUGACAGACUUUCUGCUAGAAACCUAACAGACACUGCACUUCCAUUUAGUAAGGUUAACGUCUACAAUAUGUUUCAUUUUGCUCCUUCUAGUCUUCAUGAUGAUGAUGACGAGAAAGAUGUGAUCAAGGCUAUUGGCUCCUCUUCUAACAUGCCAAAUGGACGGUUUGACACUGUGGUUGUUAUUGUCAGCGAGACGGCACAUGCCACUGGUAUCAAAGGCACAAGAGUUGGACGACUGCGGGUCAUAUUUACUCUUCCCCAGAAGUUUGACACAAGACUAGGCCCAAGAGAGCUGCCUUCCUACUGGCCUACAGAACCUCUUGCCUAUGUGGAAUGGUACAGCCCACAGGCUGCCAAUGCCUCUGCUGCCAACGGCAUGAUGUAUCGCAUUAAGAAGCUUGAACCUGACACUGCGGGCCACAUUCCAGGUGCUGUUGUUCCUCUUAGUCAUAUCCAUCAGAGCUAUAAUGUACUGGAUAAAUCCUUGUUCUUAAUUCAUGAUUUUGGAGAUACUGUUGGUGGGAGGAUAUCAGACCUCCCCAGAGCUUCCUCAGAGAGCUCGGAGGACUUUGAUUGUGGCAGUGCGCUCAGGGAGGUCAGAGUUUAUCAAGGGUGGCAUCGUGUUCAACCCCUCGUCAGCGGCGUGCCCCAUGCGUCGUACCGCAAGUAUGCCUCCCAGGCUGCUGCAACCGAGGCAUUCAAUGAGGCCAUGGAAGCCAGCUUAGUUGUUGUUAUCAACUGA